UAUACUUCUGUAAUUUCAUCAGAUCGGAAGAUCAAAGCGGCCGUACUGAAAUGGUGAAACCGAGUUACUUGAAAAUGUUGACGGAUUCUGACGUUUCCGAUCUUAUCUCCUCUGAUCUUCGGGAACUUCGUAACGCUGGUAAAAAGCUUGCUACACACGUCGUUAAGCUUAGUGCUGUGGGUUUUGGCGCUACUUUCCUCCAAUGGAUUGCUUCCUUUGCUGCUAUUUACUUGCUGAUUUUGGAUCGAACGAACUGGAAGACGAAUAUCCUUACCUCAUUGUUGAUUCCGUACAUUUUCUUUAGUCUUCCUGGUUUGAUUUUCGGUUUUCUCAGGGGAGAGGUCGGAAAGUGGAUCGCUGUCAUUGCUGUAGUGCUGCGUCUCUUCUUCCCACGACGAUUCCCAGAUUGGCUUGAAUUGCCUGGCGCUUUGAUACUUCUAAUUGUGGUGGCUCCGGGGUUAUUUGCGAGCACCAUAAGGGGCGACGCCAUAGGAGAAGUGAUAUGUCUGAUCAUAUCAUGCUAUUUGCUGCAAGAACACAUCAGAGCCUCUGGUGGAUUCAGAAACUCCUUCACCAAAGCCAAUGGCAUUUCAAACACCAUUGGCAUUGUCCUUCUCUUUGUUUUUCCUGUCUGGGUUCUGUUACUUCGUGUGCUUUGAUUGUUCCCAAAUGCAACUACGCAUUGUUCUUUGUAUUUGUGUUGGGAAUGUGAGCUGUGAGCUAUUAGAUUUGUUUUAAAAGUUGUUCCUAAUUGUUUUCUUUUGCCAAUUGGGUGUUGCAUUUUAGGUUGCAUCAGUAUCAGUGUAAAGUUUAUGGUAAAAAGUUUGUGCGUAAUUGAUUUAGAUAAUUUAAAUUAUUCAAUAGGACUGU
Cucurbita maxima (winter squash) is the source of this 870-nucleotide messenger RNA. RefSeq names its product cold-regulated 413 plasma membrane protein 2-like. The transcript has 4 exons. NCBI's taxonomy places the organism in Eukaryota, Viridiplantae, Streptophyta, Magnoliopsida, Cucurbitales, Cucurbitaceae. Gene Ontology annotation, cellular component: membrane. The coding region runs from base 51 to 659 and encodes 202 amino acids. The record is from RefSeq and is a predicted model, not a curated record.